ACAAAACCCUAGCAUAUAUUAGUUCUUAAACUGCAGCUGAGAGUAAACCCUAAUUUCUCAAAGAGUCUACAGAGACAGAGAGUGAGAGAAGAGAGAAACCUAUCGAGACAAAUGGCCGCCGCCGCUGCUCGUCCUCUCGUCACCGUCCAAGUUUUGGAUGGUGACAUGUCCACCGAUCAAUCCUCCACCGUCGUAUUACCCGACGUCAUGACGGCGCCAGUUCGUCCAGACAUCGUUAACUUUGUCCACGCCCAAAUCUCCAACAACAGCCGUCAGCCUUACGCCGUCUCAAAGAAGGCCGGUCACCAGACCUCCGCGGAGUCCUGGGGAACCGGACGUGCCGUGUCUCGUAUCCCUCGUGUUCCUGGUGGUGGUACUCACCGUGCUGGUCAAGCUGCGUUCGGUAACAUGUGUCGUGGUGGUCGGAUGUUCGCUCCAACCAAGAUCUGGCGCCGCUGGCACCGUCGUGUCAAUGUCAACAUGAAGCGUCACGCAAUCGUCUCAGCCAUCGCCGCAACUGCUGUUCCUUCGCUUGUGAUGGCUCGUGGUCACAAGAUCGAGAAUGUUCCUGAGAUGCCUCUUGUUGUGAGUGACUCCGCAGAAGCUGUGGAGAAGACCUCAGCUGCGAUCAAGGUACUGAAACAGAUCGGGGCUUAUGAUGAUGCUGAGAAGGCAAAGGAUAGCAUUGGGAUCCGUCCUGGUAAAGGUAAAAUGAGGAACCGUCGUUACAUUUCUAGGAAAGGUCCUCUUGUGGUUUAUGGAACUGAAGGAGCUAAGAUAGUUAAGGCGUUUAGGAAUCUUCCUGGUGUUGAGCUCUGUCAUGUGGAGAGGCUUAAUUUGUUGAAGCUUGCUCCUGGUGGUCACCUUGGGCGGUUUGUGAUCUGGACCAAGUCUGCUUUUGAGAAGCUUGAGUCUAUCUAUGGUUCGUUUGAGAAGCCAUCAGAGAAAAAGAAGGGAUAUGUGCUUCCUCGUGCAAAGAUGGUGAAUGCUGAUCUUGCCAGGAUUAUCAACUCAGAUGAGAUUCAGAGUGUUGUGAAGCCGAUCAAGAAGGAUUCGAAGAGGGCUGUUCUUAAGAAGAAUCCAUUGAAGAAUCUGAAUGUGAUGUUGAAGCUGAAUCCUUAUGCUAAGACUGCUAAGAGGAUGUCACUGUUGGCUGAAGCACAAAGAGUUAAGGCUAAGAAGGAGAAGCUUUCCAAGAAGAGGAAAACCGUUACCAAGGAGGAGGCGUUGGCAAUCAAAGCAGCAGGCAAGUCGUGGUACCAGACUAUGAUCUCCGACAGUGAUUACACCGAGUUUGAUAACUUCACCAAAUGGCUCGGUGCUAGCCAGUAAUAAAUCAUCUGCUGUGGAACACUUUCCAUAUUUUUAGUCAAAGAUUUUGUUUUUUUUUUUUAAUCUGUUUUGUCUUUUGGAGUCUGGAUAUUAAGUUGAAUUAUGAACAAGUUUCACUUUUCACAU
Messenger RNA from Arabidopsis lyrata subsp. lyrata, 1458 nucleotides. RefSeq names its product 60S ribosomal protein L4-1. Gene Ontology annotation, cellular component: cytosolic large ribosomal subunit; ribosome. Gene Ontology annotation, molecular function: RNA binding; structural constituent of ribosome. The coding region runs from base 112 to 1332 and encodes 406 amino acids. The transcript has 2 exons. Gene Ontology annotation, biological process: translation. Lineage: Eukaryota; Viridiplantae; Streptophyta; Magnoliopsida; Brassicales; Brassicaceae. The record is from RefSeq and is a predicted model, not a curated record.